Molecule: messenger RNA, 567 nt
Organism: Triticum turgidum subsp. durum (durum wheat)
Lineage: Eukaryota; Viridiplantae; Streptophyta; Magnoliopsida; Poales; Poaceae
Source: the annotation of a GenBank genome assembly
AUGUUCUUACGCGCUUGUCUCUCGCAGUCGACGGAGAAGAAGCAGUUGAACCCGAUGCGGGAGAUCAAGGUGCAGAAGCUUGUCCUCAACAUCUCCGUCGGGGAGAGCGGCGAUCGCCUCACUCGCGCUGCCAAGGUGUUGGAGCAGCUGAGCGGGCAGUCGCCAGUUUUCUCCAAGGCGAGGUACACUGUCAGGUCUUUUGGCAUUCGUCGUAAUGAGAAGAUUGCCUGCUAUGUGACGAUCAGGGGUGAGAAGGCAAUGCAGCUUCUCGAGAGUGGGCUGAAGGUGAAGGAGUACGAGCUCCUGAGGAGGAACUUCAGUGACACUGGUUGCUUUGGGUUUGGUAUUCAGGAGCACAUUGAUCUUGGCAUGAAGUAUGACCCAUCAACCGGCAUCUACGGCAUGGACUUCUUUGUUGUUCUGGAGCGAGCUGGAUACCGUGUCUCCCGCCGGCGCCGAUGCAAGGCCCGUGUUGGGAUCCACCAAAGGGUGACCAAGGAAGACGCCAUGAAGUGGUUCCAGGUCAAGUAUGAGGGUGUCAUCCUGAACAAGUCCCACGCUAGCUAG